Molecule: messenger RNA, 957 nt
Organism: Pochonia chlamydosporia 170
Lineage: Eukaryota; Fungi; Ascomycota; Sordariomycetes; Hypocreales; Clavicipitaceae
Product: thioredoxin reductase
Exons: 5
Coding region: 1-957 (318 amino acids)
Biological process (GO): removal of superoxide radicals
Cellular component (GO): cytoplasm
Molecular function (GO): thioredoxin-disulfide reductase (NADPH) activity
Source: RefSeq, a predicted model, not a curated record
AUGCAUUCCAAAGUUGUCAUCAUUGGUUCUGGGCCAGCUGCCCAUACCGCUGCCGUCUAUCUCGGCAGAGCAGAGUUGAAGCCCGUUCUAUACGAAGGCUUCAUGGCAAACGGCAUCGCAGCAGGUGGCCAAUUAACCACAACGACUGAGGUCGAAAACUUCCCCGGCUUCCCCAAGGGCAUCAUGGGCCAAACACUCAUGGACAACAUGCGCGAACAAUCCGAACGAUUUGGCACCGAAAUCGUCACAGACACCGUCACAAAACUCGACCUCUCCUCCCGCCCCUUCAAAUACAGCACCGAGUUCUCCCCCGACGAAACCCACACCGCCGACGCCGUCAUCAUCGCCACCGGCGCAUCCGCCCGCCGCAUGAACCUCCCCGGCGAAGAAACCUACUGGCAGAACGGUAUCUCCGCCUGCGCAGUUUGCGACGGCGCCCUCCCCCUCUUCCGCAACAAGCCGCUCUACGUGAUCGGCGGAGGUGACUCUGCCGCCGAAGAAGCCACCUUCCUGACCAAGUACGGCAGCCAUGUCACCGUCCUGGUGCGAAGGGACGUCCUCCGCGCCAGCAAGGCCAUGGCCACGCGACUCCUCAAGAAUGAAAAGGUCACUGUGCGCUUCAACACUGUCGCGACGGAAGUUCGCGGCGGAGACGACAAGCUCAUGAGCCAUCUUGUGGUGAAGGAUACCGUCACCGGCAAGGAGGAGGUCGUUGAAGCGAAGGGCUUGUUCUACGCAAUUGGCCAUGAUCCCGCUACUGCCUUGGUGAAGGGCCAGGUGGACAUGGAUUCGGAUGGGUACAUUCUCACCAAGCCGGGUACUACUAUGACGAGCGUGGAGGGCGUGUAUGCCGCUGGUGAUGUCCAGGAUAAGAGGUACAGACAGGCUAUUACGAGUGCUGGUACGGGUUGCAUGGCGGCGCUGGAGGCUGAAAAGUUUAUUAGCGAGCAAGAGUAG